Molecule: messenger RNA, 3348 nt
Organism: Triplophysa rosa
Lineage: Eukaryota; Metazoa; Chordata; Actinopteri; Cypriniformes; Nemacheilidae
Gene: maco1a
Product: macoilin 1a
Exons: 11
Coding region: 129-2114 (661 amino acids)
Biological process (GO): neuronal signal transduction
Cellular component (GO): rough endoplasmic reticulum membrane
Source: RefSeq, a predicted model, not a curated record
AUUUAUUUGUUUCUACUAGCAGCAAAACAUUGGCAUCGCCGCGUUCGCGUAGCGAUGCGCGUCAGUAUUAGCACGCUCGCGUAGUUUCCCUCGAGUGUUUCAAGUUACGGGAAUAUAAAGGCUGGAGAAUGAAGCGGCGCAAUGCGGACUGCAGCAAACUCCGUCGCCCGUUGAAACGGAACCGAAUCACCGAGGGUAUUCACAGCAGUACCUUCCUUUAUCUGAAGUUUCUGGUCGUUUGGGCACUCGUCCUGUUGGCGGAUUUUGUGCUAGAGUUUAGGUUCGAGUACCUGUGGCCUUUCUGGCUUUUCAUCAGAAGUGUUUACGAUUCCUUUAGAUAUCAGGGAUUGGCGUUCUCUGUAUUCUUCGUAUGCGUUGCGUUCACAUCGGACAUCAUCUGCCUGCUCUUUAUCCCUAAACAAUGGCUGUUUUUCGCCGCCAGCACAUACGUGUGGGUGCAGUAUGUGUGGCAUACAGAGCGAGGCGUGUGUCUGCCCACUGUCUCCCUCUGGAUUCUCUUUGUAUACAUCGAAGCAGCCAUCCGUUUCAAGGAUCUGAAGCAUUUUCAUGUAGACCUUUGCCGUCCCUUCGCUGCUCACUGCAUCGGCUAUCCGGUGGUGACGCUGGGCUUCGGCUUCAAGAGUUACGUGAGCUAUAAGAUGCGUCUGCGCAAACAGAAGGAGGUGCAGAAGGAGAAUGAGUUCUACAUGCAGCUCCUUCAGCAGGCCCUGCCUCCAGAGCAACAGAUGCUGCAGAGACAGGAGAGAGAGAGCGAAGACGCUGCCUCAAAAAGCCCAUCAGAAGCAGACACCAUGUCGGUAGCUCAAAACAGCAGUGACGGUACCAAGAAGCCGCCCGUCUCUUUGCCCGAACUGGAGUACAAAGACAAGGGCAAAGAUGGAGGGAAAGACAAAAAACAGCACCAGCACAGCAUAGGAAUAAACAACAACAUUCUCCAAACUGUUGAUGCAAAACUACAAGACAUUGAGUACAUGGAGAACCACCUAAACUCUAAGAAACUCAACAAUGAGUUAGGCGGCAGUGCCGAGAACCUGUUCCUUAAAGAGGAGGUUGGCGGAGGCUCCGCCCCCUCCAAGCAUUACAAAAAUUCCUCCCCCCAUAGCCACAACUCCACCAAUGGGAGCGUUCCGUCCUCGUCCAAUAGGAGCGAAAAGAAACAGAAGUGUGCGGGGAAGAAUCUCGCAACUCACAGAGAUGUGAUGGAGAACUGUAUACCUAACAACCAGCUCAGUAAGCCGGACGCGUUAGUGCGGCUUGAGCAGGACAUAAAGAAGUUGAAGGCAGAUCUGCAGGCGAGCAGACAGGUGGAGCAGGACCUGCACAGUCAGAUCAGCUCUCUGAGCAGUUCGGAGAGGAGCAUGCGCUCUGAGCUGGGCCAACUCCGUCAGGAGAACGAAUUACUGCAGAACAAGCUCCAUAACGCUGUGCAGGCCAAGCAGAAGGACAAGCAGAUGAUCGUGCAGCUGGAGAAGCGGCUCAAGGCGGAACAGGAAGCGCGGGCCGCAGUCGAGAAGCAGCUCGCCGAGGAGAAGAAGAGAAAAAAGAUGGAGGAGGCCACAGCCGCACGUGCCGUCGCUCUGGCUGCCGCCUCCAGGGGAGAGUGCGCAGACUCGCUGAGGAGUCGCAUCCGUGAGCUCGAGUCUGAAUGCAAGAAGCUCACACAUGACAUGAAGCUUAAAGAGGAGCAAAUCAGAGAGCUGGAGUUCAAAGCGCAAGAGUUGCGUAAAUAUAAGGAAAACGAAAAGGACACAGAAGUUCUGAUGUCUGCGCUGUCAGCCAUGCAGGACAAAACUCAACACCUGGAGAACAGUCUGAGUGCUGAGACCAGAAUCAAACUGGAUCUCUUUUCUGCACUUGGUGAUGCCAAGAGACAGCUAGAGAUCGCUCAAGGUCAGAUUCUUCAGAAGGAGCAGGAGAUUAAAGAGCUGAAGCAGAAGAUCGCGGAGGUCAUGGCUGUCAUGCCCAGCAUCACGUACUCGGUCGAGACUAAUAACAUGACCCCCGUCACUCCACACUACUCAUCCAAGUUUAUGGACACUAGUCCUUCAAGCUUGGAUCCCAAUGCCUCGGUGUACCAGCCAAUGAAGAAGUGAAUGUCCACAUGCACAUAGUUUCCUCUAGAAUUCGACUAAAAGUUCAGUAUGCAAAUGGGACGGGGUAGUAUUUUUGUUCGUUUUACCCCCUCCUUUGUUUUUAUGACUCUUUUUGUUGUCGAUUCAGUAUGUAAGAUGAAAAGGGACGUCACAUUGACCAGAACUGCCCUCUUUGUAUUGAAGAAUAUUUUUGGAACUCUUAAAAUCUUUUCUUAUAAAUGGCACUUAGGCUGUCGUGGUUCGAUUUUAUUAGUACCUCCUCCUCUUUGUGUUGAACAGAAGCAUUUUCAAUUUUUCCGUGGUAUAAAACCAUCUUUAAGUUGAAUGUAAAAAGAAAAGGGAAAGCGUAUUCAAAUAAGAGAAGGUAUUUGUGAUGGAAAAAUGUUGUGGGAGUCAUUGUUUGAAAAUGCAUUUCAGUGUUGUACAUCAUCUUGUGUUUGAGGGGAUAAAAGUGUUUCAUUACAGACAUUGAAUCUGAAUAAGAUAUUGUUUGGGUUUCUGAAAAGCAUUGGUCUCUCCCUCCAGUGCUGUUUUUUAAGUUCAUAUUUGUAUUUCCAAGAUUUAAAAACGCGUAUUUAAAAGGGACAGAUCUUCAUAUUGUAUUCGUUGACAAAAUGCUGCAUAAAUAUUUGGGAAUGUGUUUGUAUUUUGCAAGUCCUUUUUGUUACCGGACAAAAUUGAAAUAGAAUUUAGUUGAGAAGCUGAAAGGCAUAUGAUGUCUUAACAGUUUUUUUUGCCAGUUGUUAUGUUUCACAGUGCCUUGAAAUAUCUUGUUGAAAUCUAUUCCCACACACCUCCUAUGCCAUGUCCACUCACCUGAUUGGUCAACUGUCUUGUUUGCAUGUUUUGUCAGGGAGCAAACUAGUCACUGAUGGUCCUCCGUUUCUGCCUUUCAUUUAAAUGAUCCUGAUUUAUGCCAUGUAUAACACCGCCGAAUGUUUAAAUUCGGUCAGACGUGCCAAUUUUUGCUCCUUUUGCAGCACUUAAUAUCAUUGCGGAUAAUGCAAUGUACACGUGGAGGAUGACGUCUAAAAUCAUCCCAAUGUUUCAUUACAAAGUUUGUCACUGUGGUUUAUGGUUUGUGUUAUGAUUCAGGCAUAAUAUGCUUGUUUGGUUUAAUCCUGGUUUUACAGCUGGAAUUUUUUGUCUACCUUGGGAAAGUAUUCAUGUGGAAUGCAUUUGGUGUUUUUAUGGUCAACUUUGUGGAAAGUAAAGAACACGCUUUUGUUUCUCA